This is a messenger RNA of Terrapene triunguis (Three-toed box turtle), 1599 nucleotides long. RefSeq names its product neuronal acetylcholine receptor subunit alpha-7 (gene CHRNA7). Lineage: Eukaryota; Metazoa; Chordata; Testudines; Emydidae. The coding region runs from base 21 to 1529 and encodes 502 amino acids. The transcript has 10 exons. The record is from RefSeq and is a predicted model, not a curated record. Gene Ontology annotation, molecular function: transmembrane signaling receptor activity; acetylcholine-gated monoatomic cation-selective channel activity. Gene Ontology annotation, cellular component: synapse; neuron projection; postsynaptic membrane. Gene Ontology annotation, biological process: signal transduction; regulation of membrane potential; nervous system process.
CAGCGAGGCUGGCUCUUGGGAUGGGACUCCGGGAGCUGACUGUCUGGCUGAUCGUGGCUGUGGGGCUCGUACAUGUGUCCCUGCAAGGAGAGUUCCAGAGGAAGCUCUAUAAGGAGUUGCUGAAGAAUUACAAUCCUCUGGAGAGGCCUGUGGCCAAUGAUUCCCAGCCGCUCACUGUCUACUUCACUCUUAGCCUCAUGCAGAUUAUGGAUGUGGAUGAAAAGAAUCAAGUUUUAACAACCAACAUUUGGUUACAAAUGUAUUGGACAGAUUACUAUUUACAAUGGAAUAUGUCUGACUACCCCGGAGUGAAGAAUGUUCGUUUUCCUGAUGGUCAGAUUUGGAAGCCAGAUAUUCUUCUAUACAACAGUGCUGAUGAGCGAUUUGAUGCGACGUUUCAUACCAAUGUUUUAGUCAAUUCUUCAGGACACUGCCAAUACCUGCCCCCAGGCAUAUUCAAGAGCUCAUGCUACAUAGAUGUGCGCUGGUUUCCAUUUGAUGUUCAGAAGUGUAAUCUGAAGUUUGGAUCCUGGACCUAUGGUGGAUGGUCCUUGGACUUACAAAUGCAAGAAGCAGAUAUAUCUGGAUACAUUUCAAAUGGAGAGUGGGAUCUAGUAGGAGUUCCUGGAAAGAGGAGUGAGAGUUUUUAUGACUGUUGUAAAGAACCUUACCCAGAUGUGACAUUCACAGUGACUAUGAGACGUAGGACUUUGUAUUAUGGACUCAAUCUUCUCAUUCCUUGCAUGCUGAUAUCGGCACUUGCCCUAUUAGUUUUUCUGCUUCCGGCUGACUCAGGAGAGAAGAUCUCACUAGGUAUAACAGUUUUAUUGUCUCUUACUGUCUUUAUGCUACUUGUGGCAGAAAUUAUGCCAGCAACAUCAGAUUCUGUGCCGUUAAUAGCUCAGUAUUUUGCCAGCACCAUGAUUAUUGUUGGCCUUUCUGUUGUUGUCACUGUUAUUGUUCUGCAAUAUCACCAUCAUGACCCAGAUGGGGGAAAAAUGCCAAAGUGGACAAGAAUCAUCCUUCUGAACUGGUGUGCCUGGUUCCUGAGGAUGAAGAGACCAGGGGAGGAUAAAGUACGCCCUGCCUGUCAGCAUAAGCAGCGUCGAUGUAGCUUGUCAAGUGUGGAUAUGAACACUGUGAGUGGGCAACAAGCCAGUAAUGGGAAUAUGCUCUAUAUUGGGUUCCGGGGGCUGGAAGGGGUCCAUUGCACUCCGACCACUGAUUCUGGGGUAAUUUGUGGGAGGAUGACCUGCUCGCCCACAGAAGAAGAGACUCUCCUGCACAGUGGACACCCCUCUGAAGGUGACCCAGAUUUGGCUAAGAUCUUGGAGGAGGUCCGCUAUAUUGCAAACCGAUUCAGAGACCAGGACGAGGAGGAAGCCAUUUGCAAUGAAUGGAAGUUUGCAGCCUCUGUGGUAGACCGUCUCUGCUUGAUGGCCUUUUCUGUCUUCACAAUCAUUUGUACGAUCGGCAUUUUAAUGUCCGCACCAAACUUUGUAGAGGCUGUGUCUAAAGAUUUUGCUUAAUUCUGCAAAAUGUCUGUGAUCCUCCAAGGUAUUCUAUGUAGCAAAUAGAUGAGUACAUGGUCUUUUUUUU